This is a messenger RNA of Pistacia vera, 1167 nucleotides long. RefSeq lists its product as uncharacterized. The transcript has 3 exons. The record is from RefSeq and is a predicted model, not a curated record. Bases 60 to 578 code for a protein of 172 amino acids. NCBI's taxonomy places the organism in Eukaryota, Viridiplantae, Streptophyta, Magnoliopsida, Sapindales, Anacardiaceae.
UGGUUGUGGGAUUUUAUAUAAUUGGGUUAGCCAAUUGGCAGCCAUUUUUGUUGAACUUUAUGGCUUUGGCACUUACUCAUCUUUCAUGGUGGUUAUGGAGUGGAAAGCAUCAGGAGCCUAGAAUCUCAAACGGUUCUUCUUUAAAUUCUUCUCCCGAUUCAGGUUUGUGGGAGUCAGAUAAUCUGAAGUUUCCCUUAGUUGGGAGGGCUGACAUGGCCUCUUCAUCUAGGAGGGUCAAAAGAAAAUGGCAAAGCCGGGAACAAAGGAAAAUUGACCGGGAAUAUGAUGUUGUUCUUGUACCAUCUGAUGGUGGAUGUGUUUCGGGGUCAGAGUCUGAUGAUUCGGAUUACUCAAUUGGAUGGUUGGAGCCUCAUGGACCAGGAUUUCAGAGUGAUGAUGAUGCGGACAGUAGUUUUGCUGUGCUGGUUCCAUGCUAUGGGAAUGUUCAGGAUAAUGUGGUGGAGGAUACGGAUACAAACAAAAAUAUUUUGGGUGCAAUUGUCAACAUCCCUGAUAGCUACUCUGCUGAUAGCAAGAAGCAUAUGGAACAAUGGCUCUCUUCCCUCCAGAACAACUGACAUUGCAGAGUACUGAUGCUUACAUAUUAAGUCUAUAUUAUUCUGGUUCUGCGGCUGCUGCUUAAUCUCUGGAAGAACAUGUUCUAUUGUUUAAAAAAUUGAUAAAUAAUGUACAAAGGUAUAAUAGAAGCAUUCCCACCCCCCCAAAAAAAAAAAAAAAAAAUGGUAGCCGGCCUGGGUAUAUUGUAACUAGUAGAAGAGGAUUGCCGUCUCUUGGUUUGGAGCUAAUAAGUAUACGGUGAGUAGAAAUGGUGAUGACUGAAGGACUAAUGGCGGUAUCGGUAGCGGAAAUAACAUUCAGUUUUGCUUCUUCUGUCAAAUAUUUCAUGAGAAGUUUAUGAGUACCUGCUGUCUUCUUCUUUCUCCGUAGCACCCAGAAUCAAGGAGUUUACUGUGUAAUGUAUGUGUUCUUGGUAUUGGUAGAAAAAAAAACUAAGAAAGAGUAAAAAAGAGAGGAAGUAAAGGUCUGAAUGCGUUUGAUUUUAAUUCUUUGAUGUAAAUAUAGUUGUAAAUAUGGGAGCUGUUUAAUGCUCCAUCUAACUAUUGUAAAUAAUUGAUAGUAUUAUGUAAAUAUGUGAAAUUUAUAAAA